Messenger RNA from Drosophila bipectinata, 708 nucleotides. The record is from RefSeq and is a predicted model, not a curated record. NCBI's taxonomy places the organism in Eukaryota, Metazoa, Arthropoda, Insecta, Diptera, Drosophilidae.
AUGCCAACACCAAUACCGCUAACAAAAGCCAAGAAUCCACCGCCACUGCCCCAUGAGCUGCAUAACAACAUCAACAGCCAUUAUGGCAGCAGUGCCGCGCUCAGCAACCAUCAUUCGCAUCAUCAGCAACACCACCAACCACAACAACAGUAUCAUCCAAACACACCCACAAACAACAACACUAACAACACCACUACUAAUACACAAGAACCACCAACAACAGCAACAUCGGUUGCAAAUAAACAACAAACACUAAACACUAAUACACCAACGAAAGCAUCUCGUGAGGCAACUCCCACAAGGGAGCAGCAGCAUGCCACGCCAACGAGGGAGCAACAGCAACAACAAACACCAACCCGCCAGCAGCUCUUGCAACAACAACGUGAGCAGCGUGAACAACGCGAACAACGUGAACAACGUGAACAACGCGAACAACGCGAUCAACGUGAACAACGCGAACAACGUGAAUAUCAUCGCGAUAGGCAGCAACAUUUGCGAGAGCAACGUGAACAGCGCGAACGGGAACACCAAGGACACGGACACGAACACCAUCACCACGAUCACCACCAAGGACACCACCAAGGACACCAACACGGACACCAACACGAUCACCACCACCAUCAUCAUUCAUCGGCAUCACAGCAGCAGCAACACCAACGCUACAGCAGCAGCAGCUACAAAUCUCAUAAUAAUUCCGUUUACCAGUAA